AUGGCCUUCAGAAUCUCCCUCAUUCUCAUGACCUACCUGUUACAAUGUUCCAACGGAGUUCCUCUUCAGGUAUUUACAUUUAAUUGUGAUUUUUCUGCAGGCAUCAGUAUUUUUUAUUUCCAUGUAUUAAUUUUUUAUAAAAAAAAUUGGGACUAUUGCAAAAUACAGAUAGGGCAUGAAUAUUAAUUGUUAUUUUUUUCUGAUUUCUAAUAUUUGUAUACAAUAUGAUAAAAAGACAGAGAUGUGGCUAGACUGGUAUAUCUCAAUGUUUGUACAUAUUUGUGUGUAUGUGUAUACAUAUAUCUUGCUCUCUCUACCUAUCUCUCUAUCUAUAGGUGUAUGUUUUAUAUACUUACAAUCUCUUGUAAUUAUUUCUUAUGUAUCUGUUUAUUUUCAGAUUAAUUUUGGAGACCUCGUCAAAGAAGGUAUGUAUUUUAUAAACAGUUUUUUAGUUUUUUGCUAUAUAUCCCUAUCGGAGAUAUUUUCAAUUUAUUGUUGUUCUGCACAUUAGCUUACAAUUAAGAUAUAACAAGUUGUAUUAACAGAAGAAUAGUUCUACUAAGUACUAACUUACUAAGUAUGUUGUAUAAAGGCGUGGACUAUAGUUCGUUAUUUCAUUCGUUUUUGAAGUACAAAUGCCAUAUUGACGCAAUCAUAUAUUCUGCCGGUUAUUAAAGAAUGUUCCGGGGAUAGAAAUGUAAAACCAUCAUCAAUAAAACCAAUGGAAUGUUCCUUACGGAUUGAUUUAAAGUAGCAAACAGAAUUACAUUCUUUAUACUCAGUCCAACUAGAUACAAACUCCUGGUGGGAAUUCCUGUUCAUCAUUUAGUCCAUUCACUUUGAACAGGUAAAAUAAAUCUUGCAGAUAAGGAGGUGAUUCUGCUUUUUGUAUGAAUUAUAUUAUAUGAACUAUAUGUGUGUAUAUGCAAUUCUCUGAGUAGUACGUUUUUCUCCUGGUCGGUAAAUCCAGCCCUGUACAUCUUACGGUAACACGGAAACUUUAUAAAAAAAAAACGAAAAUAAAACAUAUUUUAACUAAAACGGGAAUUGCACAGGAUUGCGGAGGGAAUUGUCAAAUUCGAAAAAUUGUUGAGUAGGAGACUUUCCUAUUUAAUUUCGGUUAUUUUAGUUUAAACAAUUCUGCUAUUAUUCCCAGUUUAACAUACCUCACUGUAAUCCUUACUGUGUGUAAAACCCUAUUUAAUACAUUAUUAUCUCUUCCAGCAGACAUUCCCAAAGAGGACCCAACACCAGAGCCUUCGGAUGUUUUUGGUGUCAUUGAAUCUUCCAACAAAGGUAUAAUGUUUAUUUAGAUUUUCCCUUUUUAUGUAAAAUAUACAUUGGUAAUACAAUUAAACCUGUUAAACACAGGAUGUUCUUUUCAUCAAGUCUGGCAGUUGCCACUAGAAGAACUUCCUGCAUUUACACUGAGUUUGACUCUGUGAAACAUUAGAUGUCCGUUGUACGAGGACAUCCAGCGUGUUUAAUGCCCCAUAGAAAAGCAUUGAGUGAAUGCUUUCCUAUGGGGAAGACCUGCAUGGGCAUUAGUUUCCCCUCAUUGGCUGACGUCAACAGAGGAAGAGCCCACCCAAGCUCCCAGGGACAUUGGUGCUGGAAUAACGUAAGUGAUUAUAAGGCUAAUUAACCUUUUCCUGCAGUUUCUACAAAACUGUAAUAUUUGACAUUGAAGGGUUAGAACUACAGGGCCACUGCACCCAGACCACGUUUAUUUCCAUAACAUUGAAAGAAUGAGGGAAAUAGACAGACUAUGAUGCCUAGAUAAAUAGACAGACUAACUGCGCACACUUUGUUUGUAGUUUGAGAAAACUAAUUUUUUUAUCUCGGCAUUCAGGAAGUAAAAGACCUACUAUUGAAGGCGACAUAGCUGUGAAAAUUGGCCGCAGCGCUAUAAAGUGCGACAAUGAUAUGUGCCGGUGGAAUAAGGACAGAAACGGAACAGUCAACGUCCCAUUCAUAAUCUCUGCUGACUUCAGUAAGUAAUAACUAUAUAAUAAGGAAAUACCUUUUAUUUUCAUUUUAUUUUUUAUUUUUGUCUCAAUCCACAAGCAUAUGAUAUACAGAUGAUCUCAUGUAGCAACACAAUACUCUGAGGAAUACAUAACAUAACACACCAUAAAAGAGCCCAGUGCAAUCAGCAAGUGGACUGAGGGUUUUGCAUUGUAAAAGUCAGGGCAUAAUAGAGUAGACAGCAGAUUACAUGCACGUAAUAAUAAUAAAGAUAACAUACAAAACAAAAUAACAGAAUGAUAGAAUCAAUAACAUUACAAAAGGGGAAAAACAAUGUCCUUGUCUUCCUCCAGUUUUAAUUAUCUCAUUCCAAAAGCCAAAUUAGAGUAUUGUAGAGUAAUGUUCCAGUGACAGUCAGCAGUCUUACCUUCUGCUAAUUAUAGCGAAUCGAAAUUUAAAUGGAAAAAUAAAAGUAACAAUAUACCAGCGAUGAUAUGGGUAGAAAAGUGGAGUUAGAAAAUGAUUCCAGAUCAGCUACUUUAUAAUAUGUAUCAUUUUUAUUACAUUUUAACAUCUCCUGAUUCCCUCCUCAGGUGCCCAAGAGUUGGAUGUUAUUACUACCGCUAUGCAAGAUUUUGCCACACUGACCUGUGUGCGUUUUGUCCCCCGCUCCUCGGAAGCUGAUUACUUGAUGAUUAUUCCUGACUCGGGGUAUGUGAUCAUAUUAAUGCGUUGGGGUAUAUUUACUAAACAUUAGGUUGCAAAAUAUAGGCCUAAAGAAUGGUUACACCUAGCUACGUGUGCCAUGUUUGAAUGCAGGGGGUGUGGUUUCAGCUCAGGGGGUGUGGUUUCAGCUAACUGUGUGUUCUGUGAUGGUGUGCAGGGGGUGUGGUUUCAGCUAGCUGUGUGUUAUAUGAUGGAAUGCAGAGGGUGUGGUUUCAGUUAGCUGUGUGUUCUAUGAUGGAAUGCAGGGGGUGUGGUUUCAGCUAGCUAUGUGCGCCAUGUUUGAAUGCAGGGGUUGUGGUUUCAGCUAAGGGGGUGUGGUUUCAGCUAACUAUGUGUUCUAUGAUGGAAUGCAAGGGGUGUGGUUUCAGCCAGCUGUGUGUUCUAUGAUAGAAUGCAGAGGGUGUGGUUUCAGCCAGCUGUGUGUUCUAUGAUGGAAUGCAGGGGGUGUGGUUUCAGCCAGCUGUGUGUUCUAUGAUAGAAUGCAGAGGGUGUGGUUUCAGCUAGCUGUGUGUUCUAUGAUGUAAUGCAGAGGGAGUGGUUUAACAAAUGUCACUGAGAACAAAUGAUGCCAGUUAUGGACCAUGGGAAUAUUGUGCUUACAGUCCAUCCGUAUAAUCAAACCUCUUGUUUGCAGGUGUUGGUCCUAUGUUGGUAAAAUGGGCGGACCCCAGGAGGUAUCACUUUCAAAGGACAGCUGUGUAACCAAGGGGAUAGCCCAGCAUGAGCUGAACCAUGCCUUGGGAUUCUUCCACGAGCACAGCAGGAGCGACCGCGAUAACUACAUUGACAUAAAUACAAACAAUAUCAUUGUCGGUAAGCAGACCAAGGAGGAAAGAAGUCACAUUUAACCUUUAUUAAAGGGACACUGUAGUCACCAGAACAACUUUAGCUUCAUGAAGCAGUGUUGGUGUAUAGAUCAUGCUCCUGCAAUCUCACUGCUCAAUUCAAUUUCUAAGGAUAGAAAAUUUCUAUACGUUUACUUGUGACAGCCGAUCAAUGAUACACUGCUAUCCCUUCCCUGCUGGUGCUCAUUAGCCAAGCAGAGGAGGACUGACAGUCUUAAACCAUUCAAACACCAUGCAGCCAAAAAUGAGCGGUGUCUGUUAGCAGUGAUGGUUAGCCUCAGUAUUGCAAACAUUUCUAAAGUACAUUUCUCUUGAUUCUCAAUAAGCCUUCCUUAUAUACCGGAGAUCAGUGCGUCAUGAAGUUAACUAGAUGUUAUUUUAAUUUUCUAGGACUGGCUGACAACUUUGACAAGUAUGAUACCAAUAAUCUGGGCCUAGAAUACGAUUAUUCUUCUGUUAUGCACUAUGGAAGGUAAGGCGAGUGGCUCAUUAAGUUGUUAAUAUGUUAAUAUGUAGGGGAAGGAUGACGAUUGGUUAAACUCUGGUAACCCAGAGCAAUUACUUUACUGUCACCAGAUGGGUUAAUAAACAGUGAGUUAAAUUACAUUUUUGAAUUAUCAUUUUUAAUGUAUGUGUAAAAGCACCAAUAUUUAGUGAAUAAAGUUCUUAGUCUAACAUGAAAUUCUUUGGAACAGAAAAUGUAAAAAUAUUAAAGUUUAAUUCAGCGCUUAUGUUGGUACAAGUUGUCACAAAGAAAUUUCAAUUUCAAUUUGAAGGGAUCUCAAUUUGUAACGUUGUCCACAUCUGUAAAGUAGUCCUGGUUUGUAAAGUAGUCACGUUUUGGGGUCUUCUUUUAGGCUGAUAAUGGACAGAACGGAAAGAUGUUAAUGUGAAAACAAGUAAUCAUGUUUAAGACACAUUCCAUUUAACAUUGGAGAACUUCUAUUCUUUUUCUAGGUUUUCCUUCUCCAUAUCGCAGAAUUUAGCCACCAUUGUCCCGAAGCCAAACUCAAGUGUAGCCAUUGGUCAGCGAUACGGACUCAGUAACUUGGAUAUUUCCAAAAUAAACAAUCUGUACAAGUGUGGUAAGUAAUGAUGCGAUCACUAGACAUCUGUCAAGUCCAAAACAAUUCAGUGACCUAAAGGAAAUGUCUGACCUUAAGUACUGAGCAAUUACUUUCCAUCAUAACUGAUACCUUAUUAAUUGCUCUAAAUGGACACUUUCAGAUCGGUUAAGUUCUGAUCGAAAGUUGCAAUGCUGCCAAAGCUUCAUGGCAUGCAUAAAAUAAAUCCAUAAACAGAUUAUAUGGAAUAUAUUUUUUCUCCCAGACAUACAAACCGCACCCAAUAGAACUAAGAACUCUCUUUUUCAUUAUUAUUUAUUUCCGUUUUAGAUGCCUGCAGCACCUUAUUGCCUGACUCUACAGGAUCAUUUGUUUCUGCUAAUUACCCCAACAACUACCACAAUAAUGCCAAAUGUUUCUGGCUUAUUCGAGUCCCUUCAGAUCAGGUAACUAAUAAAGAACAGAUCUUCGGAACAAUCAGAACACCUUGUCUAAUGGAUGGAGUAAAAUCCAAACUUUCUAUUCAUUGCUAAGCUGUGUUCUCUCUCCCAGGUGUUCUUGAAGUUUAGUGCCUUCAAUGUGCAGGGAUCCCCUAGCUGCUCCUCUGAUUACUUAAAGGUCUACGAUGGAGCCAAUACAUCAUCACCAGUACUACUGGACAGAGCAUGCGGCACAGGACAGGUCCCCUCUUUGGUAUCUUCAGGGAAUAUGAUGCUUCUUGAAUUUGCCAGCGAUUCCAGCUUAACAGCUACAGGUUUCAAGGGCUCAUAUAACACUGGUAAGAAUACAGUACAGUUUAUUUGUGUUUUAAACAUAUGUUAUUCACUAUACAAGUUAUAGGACGCUAUAGUUCUCCUUUAAGAAAACCAAGUGAAAAGAAUUGGGGCACAGAUCUUACACAACUUCUACGUUUAAAGGACACCCUGACUGUGUCACCAACUAAUGUCACUAACUCCUUAACUAUAAAACUCCUUAACCAUAAAACGAUUCUAGUUUGCCCUUGAAGUUCUCAGACUACUAAUUUUAAACUCUGCUCUUUUACCUUUUGACUCAAUUCUAUCCUUCAGAUUGUAAGAUCACAAAUCAUCACUUUACAAUGUAUUUGUUGCACUAAUUUGUCAUUGCCUGAGAUAUAUGUAUAGAUGUGAAUACACACACACAUAUUAUAUAGUGAAAUAAUAUCUAAUGGCGAGUUAUGUGUAUGUAUGCACCAAAAUCAAAAAUAAUCUUUACUUCCUCCCUAGUAAAAUGUGGAUCCACGCUUACCAGCUACUCUGGGGUCUUCUCCUCUCCAAAUUACCCAUCCAGUUACCCUGCUUUAGCACAAUGUACAUGGGUGAUCAUUGCUCCAGUGGGAUUUAAGGUAAAUAAAAAGAUUAAUUCUCAGUAUGUAAUUUUUCCGUGCGAUCUUUACAGCCCCCAUUUCUUGAUGGCAAGAUGAAUCAUGGAAAUUGGAAUAUUCUUAAAACAUGCUGUUUGUAGCAAUGACCAUACUCUGUAUCUAACUUCCUCGAAAAUGGAAAUUACAGACAGUAAGCACCAUUCAUUUAUUGGAUAAAAUCAAGCACACGUUACCAGGAUAUGAAGGAACAGUCAGUCAUUCAAAUGUCCAAUAUUUAAUCAUUUCAAAAUUCUUAAUUUGAGGUUAAGUACGAAAAAAUCACUUACCUCCUGCUAUUUAUUCUUAAUAUGGAUUUAAUGAAUAAAGCCACUAAUUAUCCUUGAGGUUUGGUUUUGAGAACAACUGCUCUAAAUCAUUUCUGUUCCUUUAAAAAAAUUUAAAUAAUAUGUAAGUACGCGUGUCUUGAAGUUCCACCUUAUAUUCCUGCAAUGUAACUGGAUUUCUAAUCUCAUUCUCUAGGUGUCUUUGAAUAUGACAGAUUUUUAUUUGGAGAUUCAGCGUUCCUGCUCUAAUGACUAUUUGGUUUUCUAUGAUGGACCCACACCAACAUCUCCACAGAUUGGCAAAUACUGUAGUAUGGCCAAAGUUCCCACCAUAACAUCCACCAAAAAUUAUCUCGUCAUUCAGUUUGUCAGUGAUGAGUCUGUACAGACUAGAGGAUUCCUGGCCAAAUACGCAUUUGGUAAGUUGUGGUAGAACAAUAUCAGAAUCAAAAAUGUGUUUCUAGCCCCUGUAUAGGAACAUGGAAAGAAAAAUAUGGGCUAUAUUUAUUUGACAUAUAAUUCAACAUUAAUAUGUUAUUAUAGAAGUAGUAAAGAACAGGGAAUUACAUUUUAUAUAGAUUUGAUUGUCUUAAAACGAUGCUUAGUGAUGUUUUUUUUGCUUGAGAAACGCAGUAACAAGUGGUUCUGUUGUGUAGAAUUCUGGAAUCCCCUGUAAUAUUGGACCAACUGUUGGAUUAUUUCUGCAUAAAAAACAAAUACGAUAAUAACAAAAAAUAAAAAAUAAAAAAAGACACGUUUUGCACAUAAAGCAUUUCAACAAGCUAAAGUGAUUUAGAGAUUGGUAGUAUCUGUUUAAGAAAUAUACACAGUAUUAUUAUUAUAGUCUCUUGUUAUAGCCAUAUGGUCCAUCUUUUUGCAAUGUAACUUACUGUUUCUUCAUUGAGUGACUCAGAACAUUUUUUUUUAAUAUAUUUUCUUUUACAGUGCCGCAGAAUUAAAACAGUCCCCAGCUACAGAUGAACUCAUGGUCAUUUCAACUUAUUACGAUUACACAAAUAUUGCCAAUACUGUGAUCAUGGAAACAUUAACAAAAUCAAAGAUGAUAUUGUAUUUUUAAUUUUGCAUUAUAUUUAUUUUAAUAAACAAUUGUUUUGUUAUGUUUAUGGUAUCUGCUUGUUUCAGUGGGUUUACUUGAUUCUAUUCUCUUCCAGAGUGUUGUCUGUGGGUUUUUUUCCCCUAAGGUGACUUUAUAGAAAGUGUUAGUUUAAGAUGUUUUGGUGAAUCUCUGACACUCCAUUUGUUAGAUAGGAAUAGGAAAGUAGUGUGUAAUGCUACUUUAUGGGGUGGAAUAUUGAUAAUACAAUUAUUUUUAUUUUAUUUGUAAAUCUCUUUUUAUUGUAAUAGUGUGAGAGAAAGAAGAGAAAUAGUUGUAGGCACGCAGGCCUCAAUAUAGACAUAUAUGUAAACAAGACACACAGAUACAUCUUGUACAAGCACAUAGGCAGUGUCAACGUUUGCAUUGCUACUUAAGUGCUUUCCAAAACCACAUUAUAAUGGCAUAUAUUAUUGUACCAUGAGAUGCAGAACAUUCUCCAGUAGUAACCUCUGUCUGGCCCUUCCUGUGUUACUAUAAGUGACCCAGUGCUAUAUGUAAAGUUCAAUCAUUGCCCAUCACUAGUGAUGUCCCGAACGGUUCGCCGAACGGUUCGUGAACGGUUCGCCACGAACGGUUCGCCACGGACUCAUCAUUGAGUAAACUUUGACCCUGUACCUCACAGUCAGCAGACACACUCCAGCCAAUCAGCAGCAGACCCUCCCUCCCAGACCCUCCCACCUCCUGGACAGCUCACUAAGAAUGCAGCUUCACAAUGAAUGUAAAAUGGAUGCUGUCCAGGAGGUGGGAGGGUCUGGGAGGGAGGGUCUGCUGCUGAUUGGCUGGAAUGUGUCUGCUGACUGUGAGGUACAGGGUCAAAGUUUACUCAAUGAUGAUUCCGUGGCGAACCGUUCGUGGCGAACCGUUCGCCGCCUAACACCCCCUAAAUUUAACUGCACGCUAUCUGUGCUCUUAUGAGUACAAAGUCAUUGCACUGUUGCUCCAAAGAAGAAUGACAUUUAAAAGGCUUUGCUUUGAUCACAUUAAUUAAACUGCAAUUCCUUCCCUGUUUUAGCACACAGUGGGAAGAUUUAUCCAAGGCACAAACAGGUUAAAUGCAACAACAAACAAGAAAUCACAAUCCAAUCCAAUAGCACAUUGCCCCGAAAUAGUAUCUGUUUUGCCUAGAUAAAUGUCCCCUAUAGUUUUGAAUAUAGAUAUGUUACUAUUAUACGCCAUAUUUAGUCAUUCACAUGUCAACUACAAUAAACGGAAAAUUAAAAAAUGACUAUAAAGAACGGUUACACUUUGUUUUUUUGUGUCAAAUGUCAAUCUGUGUUUUAUUGAGGUCAGGUACAGCACAGAAUACACAAACAAGUAAACAAAGCAUUAUUCAAAAAAGAGUUACGACCUCUUUUUUUUUUUUUUCAAGAGUUAAUUAAACAAGUUAUAUCAUGGAAUGUAAGAAUGACUCGAUUAGUAAGCAUUUCACCCACAUUGAAACAAGAUACUACUAUAGAGAGAAACUUGUUAGUCACUCGGAACGUACACUGAGCUUAUUGAUAGUAUGAUCAAUGUAAGUGAUAGAACAAAAAAGGGGAGAAAGACAUACCACUGAAACCUUCAUUGUCAUCGUAUGGCACUACCCACAGUAGAGACUAGAAGAAAACAUGGUGUUAAUGGCAAAGGGCGUAAAAUUGGCAUAUAUGAGCAAUAACUGAGUGUGUGUCAAGUUCAAUAAAGACUUAUACCGAAUUGCAGGCAUGUGUAUAAGGCAAGAAACAUUGAUUACUCAGAGCGUGAUGUUGCUUGUAAUCAAGGAGAUUACUUGGUUAGUAUAGCAGGAAUGUAACGUGCCAGGAACUUUAUAUUAAUAUUGCCUAGGUGUUUCAGGCUAUGCCUCUAGUGAGCCAAGCUUGGGAGCAGAUGUGUGGGAAAAUAGCAGUUCACCCUAUGCCAUGGGAGGGCCUUGGCUCAAAGUCCAGCUUCGUGCCGCAAGCAAUGGGACCGCCAUCCCAGGGACAAGUCCAUACGGGCUGCAGACGUGGGAUUGUCUCCACACCGAGAUUACUGCUUCUUCGUAGUAUGGUAAGGUCCAGGCUCUAUAGGCAUGUUUGCUGGCGGGUGGUUGGUGCCGUUUGAACAAGCAGGGUCCUGUAUCUUUGCCUCCAGGCCUCCGCUCCGUGGGUGCCAGUUCUGCAAGUCCACGAAUCCGCAGACUCCGAGCAGCGUGAUCGCGGGUCCUUGGGGUCUCCGCAUUUCAGGUGUCCCCACGAGGGUAAGGACUUUGGGCUGAAGGCUUCUCCAGGUGGGCACCUGGCCCAGGAGAUAGAUGGGCUGUUGAGUCUUCAGCUUGAGGUAGCUCUGCAGCAGUAGGAGGGUUUGAAGUAGCUUGAUGAGCGAUGCGGUGGAACCGGGCUGCAAUGCUGAGCUUCCAAUGUGGUGGCCAUCUUGGUUGCGCCACGAGGUUUGCGGUAUGCGAUACUUCAGACCUCCGGCUCUCUGUGCGAGUUCCACCUGAUCCAGUGGGGACCAGGAUAUCCUCCGCCAGUCCCAAGCGGGCGCGGGGGAGGUGUGUGUGUGUGUGUGUGUGUGUGUAGCAGGGCGCUUGCUAGUAGAGAGGUGCGCACAGUGUUGGCAGAUUGGCCUUUUCCACCAACCUUCUGUGCGCCCUCCUCCAUAGGUCUCAGUCUGGAUUGGGCUCUAUAAAUUGCGCUGGUUCAUGCAGUUGCCCAUAUGUAGCUUAGUUCGUUGAAUUUCUUGAGUUUCAGCCACAAAUAACUGAAAUUAGUCAGAGUCCUUUGGGAGCUACUGAGAGACACAUCCGAAAUUAUAAUUUUGCUUUAAACUACACUGAGAUACAGCUCUGCAAUAGAAUUACCACUUUGACUGAAAUGUAUUGUUAAUCCUGUAUAUUUACGAAGCCUUUUGAACUCACAUUUAAGUAAAUUGCAAUCCCAAACCUUAGAAGUCACUCUAGAUAUAUACAUCACUCCUCCACUAGAUGGCAGUGCUCCAGCCCUCUGGUAGACAGCAUUCAGGUGAUUUUGCAUGUAAAAUGUUCGUAAUCUGUUUCCAAAAUAUUUUGUAAUUGUUACUUUAUAUAUUGUUUUUUAAAUAUUUUAUGACAUUGUGCAUAACCUCCACCUUUACCACAGUGCCACUGCCAAGGAAUUUUUUCAUCUUUCUGCAAGGAUGUGCAGACAAACAUGAUUUAAAAUAAGAAUAUGCUCUCGCUAAAAACUACUAUUGUAUAGAUAUUUUGCUGGGGGUGGGAAAUUGUUCCUUCACUUGUUUUAUUAAAUAUUUGAUAAAAAUUUCUACUAAAUGCAUAAACACACAUACACUAUUUUUUGAUUACCAUAUCACAUCAACAUUUUCUCUUUGGAAUUUAAACAGUUUGCCCAUGGACCAGUACCAGUGAUAACCAGUGUGAAAUUCUUGGUUACAGUUGUGUAAUAAACCAAUCUGGUACCAAUAUGGUGCUAAGGUACUUAGCAAUUUUGUUUGUAAUAAAGAUAGAAUUGUAAUGAAGAAAGAAAUACACGUUAAAAUCAAUGUACAUGGCUACCCAUGGCUACCCACCAGGCUGCAGCAUACAAGCAGGGGGGUUGAUGUCACAAGAGGGUGAUAUUUUGUUGUUACAUAAUGUAAUGCCUUUAAGUAGGACAAUGUCAAGUCACAUCUAUCAAUAAACUAGCUUUAUUCACUUUACAGCAUAGUGUCUUAAGAACAGCUCUUCUUUCUUCAGGUGAAUUAACGUGUGUUAUAAAUGGAAAUAUUGGCACAAGACUGAAGCUACUGAGUGAAUAAUGAAGCUACUGAGUGAAGAAUGAAACUACUAAGUGAAGAAUGAAGCUACUUAACUUCUCCUACAUUGUUCCCUAUCAGUCCUUUCUUUUUAUCAUACCUUAUUUGCAUUUUCUUAUUUUUCUCAAACACAGGAAUGACAAAUAAAAAGGAAUACAAAAGCAAUGAGGUUCCAGCAGCCACUAAUAAUAGCUUAAUCCAGCACCAGCUCUCCCCUAAAUAAGAUGGAAAAUGGAGGGACUUGCGAUAUUGAUAAAAAUAAAAUAUACAGCUCAACACUACUUCACACUAACAUUGCAUUUAAUGACUGGAGGUUAUAGCAUUAAAUAUUAUAUGGAGUCAUUACAACAUACAACUCUAUAUGAUUUGUGCCAAUAAUUGCUCUGAUUGUUUUCCUUUGGUUGGCUUGUCAGUGAUAAGAACAUUGGGUCAUAAGAAAUGUAUAAAAUCCAUCUUUGCUGCAGAGGGAUUUAGAUAGACUGGGAGACUGGGCACUCAAAUGGCAGAUGAAAUUUAAUGUUGAAAAAUGCAAAGUUAUGCACUUUGGCGUAAAGAAUACACAAGCAACGUAUACCCUUAAUGGAAGCGAAUUAGGGAUAACAACACAUGAAAAGGACUUGGGAAUUGUUAUAGACAACAAACUAUGCAACAAUGUGCAAUGUGAAUCAGCAGUGGCCAAGGCCAGUAAGGUAUUGUCAUGCAUGAAAAAGGGCAUUCAUUCUCGGGACAAGAAUAUAAUUUUGCCUCUUUAUAAAUCACUGGUAAGACCCCAUAUUGAAUAUGCUGUGCAAUUUUGGGCACCUGUUCUAAAGAAGGAUAUUAUGGCACUAGAAAAAGUGCAGAGGCAGGCUACAAAAUUAAUAAAAGGAAUGGAACAUAUCAGCUAUGAAGAAAGGUUAACAAAUUUAAACCUAUUUAGUUUAGAAAAACGUCGCCUGAGAGGGGAUAUGAUAACAUUAUACAAAUAUAUUCGGGGCCAAUACAAACCAUUGUGUGGAAAUCUAUUCACAAACCGGACUUUACAUAGGACACGAGGCCAUGCGUUUAGACUGGAAGAAAGAAGAUUUCGUCUAAGGCAAAGGAAAGGUUUUUUUACUGUAAGAACAAUCAGGAUGUGGAAUUCUCUGCCUGAGGAAGUGGUUUUAUCAGAGUCCAUACAGAUGUUCAAACGGCUACUAGAUGCAUACUUGCAAGAACAGAAUAUUCAAGGAUAUAAUCUUUCAAUGUAGGGUAAUAACUGCUUGAUCCAAGGAUAAAUCUGACUGCCAUUCUGGGGUCAAGAAGGAAUUUUUUUCCUAGCUUGUUGCAAAAUUGUGCUUCAAACUGGGUUUUUUUGCCUUCUUUUGGAUCAACAGCAAAAAACAAAUGUGAGGAAGGCUGAACUUGAUGGACGCAAGUCUCUUUUCAGCUAUGUAACUAUGUAACUAUGUAACUAUGUAACUAUCAGUCACGAACUGCAAUUUAAAAAAACAAAACACAAAAUAGAAGGGGAAACAUCAAUUGUUGAUUACCAAGUUUGCAAUUAAGCUGAAAUUAAAUUAUAACCUGCCUUAAACCAUCUGGGUGACUGUAAAAAUAGCGUGCAUGGUAUCUCAGAGAAAUAAAGACGCUGGUCCUUGAGAGAUAAGAUGGCCCAACUUGGGGAUCGUUCCCAUGCUUCAUAUUAAAUAGCAAUCAUUAAACAAUGUGGUUAAAAGUUACAGACAGGUUUCCAUGGUCCAGGUUUGCGUUUAAUUCCUCGUCCUAAUCACAUCUCUCUUCAAUGAUGCUGAUUUGGGAAAUGCUAAUUGCCAUUGCAUCUCCACCACAACACAAUAAAAUCUUCACAAGGUGUAUACGCACGUCACCUGCCAUCGUCUAAGCAAGCUGCCCUUAAAGGAACACUUUAGUGUUAGGAAUAUGUCUUUGUAUUCCUAACACUAAUGUGACAACCACAACUACCAUGAAAAAAUUAUAAUAAUAAUCUUACACAGCACAAUGUGUUUACUUUAGAAGAUUUUUUAUUUCCUUCUCUGUUAAUUGGACUUUAGUCACACACAGGAGGCUGUUGCUGCAUCCUGCAUGCAAUUAAAUUAAAUUCUAAACUAAGCAUAUUCUGCAAUAAGGGAAGUUAAAAAAAAUAUAGAUUAUUUUUAAUGACGUAUCUAGGGAGGCUGUAUGAGUCUCAACCGAGGGAAGUGUGGCCAUGGCUGCAUAAACAUUUAACUUCUAAAUUGCAGCUCCUAGCAGGUCCAUCCGAAUCUCAGAGCUGCAGAGAAGAGGUAAGUAGCGGCAUCUGGCGGAUCCUGGCUAAGAAGUCACACUGUUCACUGUAGUUGUUAUGGUGCUUGGAGUCUCUUUAUGAAAAAGGCAAAAAUGUCACUGUGUUUGUCUGUUAAACUGAGGCUUUCCUUCUUUGUAGUACAAUUUAAUUAACAAUACAUUUUCAAAGUGACCUUUCCUACAUUGUGAAUCAAGCUGUGCUCUACACCAUGUUAAUUCCUUACCGUGUGGUUCUUGGGUGCAGUGAUAUGCCACUCACAGUCCAAAUCUGGAAAAUAUUUCCAUGUAAGGUGAGAAGCUUCCUAGAUGUGUGUGAAAUGCGUUGCCACAUUGCACUGAUGAAAAAAAAAAAGACAUAUCAAUUUUUUUUAUAUACUUAGCAAUUGUAAUUAUGACAUAAAGUCCACCAGAUGGCAUAGAGAUAAAUGAAAUUGCCUGUGUGUAGCAGCCAACUAUCUUUACACAGCAUUGGAACAGAUUAGAUUGCAAAUGGCUGCAGCAUAAUAACCUCCGGUCUUUGGAGGUCCCACCUCGCAUUUAGAGUUAAAAGUAUGUCUUGGGGCCAGAUACCAUAGGACAGGGGCGGACUGACCGGUCGGGCACUUCGGACAUGGUCCGAGGGCCCGGCCGGGAGGGGGGCCCGCCGCCAGGGCACCUUCAGGGGGCCCUGAGGCAGGGCUGGAUUGGGGGCGGCAUUUGGGCACUUGAGAGGGAGGUGGCACCGGGUGGCCAGUCCGGUGGCACACUGUGAGGGGGGCGGCCAUUUCAUGCUGGAGCCGCCGGACCGGGUGGCAGCCUCGCCGGUCCGGCGGCAUUCCUCUCACUAACGCUGAAGGAGGCGGAGCAUGUCUCUCUGUCAUGCUCCUUUGCGGUUCCCACAUCCUGUGCUGGGAAUUGUGGGAACCGCAGGGAGCAUGACAGAGAGACAUGCUCCUCCUCCUUCAGCGUUAGUGAGAGGAAUGCCGCCGGACCGGCGAGGCUGCCACCUCCGGCGGCGCUCGGCAGCCCCCUCAGACAGUAAGAGGCAAUAGAGAUAUGGGGAGGGGAGAAAGAGGGAGAACAGAGAUAUGGAGAAAGAGGGGGGAACAGAGAUAUGAUGGGGAGGGGGAACAGAGAUAUGGGGAGGGGGAACAGAGGGGGAACAGAGAUAGGGGGGGAACAGAGAUAUGGGGAGGGGGGAGAAAGAGGGGGGGAAACAGAGAUGGGGAGAAAGAGAAAGAGUGGGAAGGAGAACAGGGAGAAAGAGGGGGAAACAGAGAGAUGGGGAGGGGGAGAAAGAGACAGAGAGGGAAGAAUGAGACACGGGGGGAAUAGAGAGACAGAGAGGGAAGAAUGAGACACGGGGAGGGGGGGAAAGAGAGAUGGGGAUAUGGGGAGAAAGAGGGGGGAACAGAGAUAUGGGGAGAAAGAGGGGGGAACAGAGAGAUGGGGAGGGGGAGAAAGAGAGGGAAGAAUGAGACACAGGGGGAGAAAGAGAUGGGGAGGGGAAGAAAGAGACAGAGAGGAAGAGAGAUGUGGGGGAGAGAGAGACAGGGAAAGGGGGAGAAAAACAGUGGAAGAGAGGGAGAAAGAGGCAGAGGGGUAAGAGAGACUGGGAAGGAGGGGGGAGAAAAACAUACAGAGGGACGGGGGGAGACAAAAAGGCACACAGAAGGGCUGUAUAUAUCACUGGUGGAUCCAGGAGGGCAACAUGGCAAUUGCCCCCCCUCCCCUGUCCGCAGGCACCGUGCGGGCAGGGGAGGGAGGAAGAGAGGACCUUGGAGCUCACCCUGCAGCUCCUCUGGGUCCUUCUUGCGCGAGCACAGAGCGUUGCCGCGGUUACCAUGGCAACGUUACCGCUCUUGCGAGAGUCAACUCUAGCCCUGGUGCUACGGGCUAGAGUUCACUCUCAACACUGUGACCCCCAGGGAUUCCUGGUGGUCGCAGUGGUGAGAGUGAACUCUAGCCCCAUAAACACACACCAUACACAUUCACACACUGCCCCCAUACACACCAUACACAUUUACACACAUUGCCUCACACACACACAUACACUGCCCACCCAUAUACACACAGACCCCCAUACACAGCCCCCCAUACUAACAUUGCCACACACAUACACAGCCCACACACCCUACACAUUCACACACUACACCCCCACACACACACUGAACCUUUCACACACAUUGCACCACUGCUCCUAUUCCCUACUACAGCCCCAUAUCCCAGCAGACUCCAGGUAAGUUGUCAAACUGUUCUUAAACGGUUUGACUACUUACUCUGGAGCAGUAGUGGUUAUUGUGCAUGGAUUAUUUCUUUAAAUAAUCUAAAAGUGCCCCAGUAGCCAGCCAGCCAACCCACAGGCUGGCCAGUAGCCAGCCAGUUAGCCAGCCCACAGGUCUGCAGCAAGCCACAGGCUUACAGCCAGCAAGCCCACAGCCUGCCAGUCGCAGCCAGCAAGCCACAGCCUGCCGGCAGUAGCCAGCAAGCCCACAGCCUGCCAGCUGCAGCCAGCAAGCCCACAGACUGCCAGCCAGCAACAGUAAUUAAGGUAAGAGGAGCCAACUUGGCUUAGGUAUCAGCGAGCUAUGUUGUGUUGCUAUAUUGUGAAUAGGAACCAGAGUGUUGGAGAGACCACCCUCCAGGCCCCAUUAGACUCUAGCCUCUGCUAGAAAUCCCCUCCAUGGCCCAUUAGCCCUCAAUUGUAGUCUCUACUGGGGCCUGGAGGCGACUGUUUCCAGCAGGGGAUAUCUAAUGGACGCUGAGAUGGCCUCUGUUAGAAAGGCCACCUUCCAAGCCUAUUAGACUCCAUUGUAGUCUCUAAUGGGGCUUGGAGGGGAUUCUUUCUAACACACUCUCUAAAGGACACUGAGAUAGCCUCCGCUAGAAAGACCCCCCUCCAUGGCCCAUUAGCCCUCAAUUGUAGUUUCUAGUGGGGCCUUGAAGGGCUUAUUGCCCUUUUGUUCCUUGUGUCUAAAGAUUGUGUAGGGUGUGGCUGGAGGCGGUACAUGGAGGCGGGACAAGGGUGGCGCUUGCUGCAGAGUAUGGGUGGGGCCUGUAAGGGGGCCCUUGAUUUAUUUUGCCCGGGGGCCCUGAGGGUUCUCAGUCCGCCCCUGCCAUAGGACACGUUCCGAGGUCUUCUGGAGUACAUGCCUUGACACAUCAGAACUAUCUUAGCUUCGAGAAGAUGACCUACACAAUAUUAGACCGGUGGUUUUAAUGUUGUCUCUGAUUUUAUUUAUUUAGAAUUUCCAUGGCAUUGUGUGGGCAACGUGAUGGUUACAUGUCUGUAACAGGAUUGAAAUCCGUUCAUCAUGAAUAUAGUCAUGAAAAUAUAUUAAGUUCGAAAUUAGAGAUAUUGGCACUGAAAACACAAAUGCCAAAAUACACACACCACUCUCUGUGCAACAAAAAGUGGGUAAUACAAUACUUAUAUAUACAGAAGUAUAUGCUGAUCAGGGCCGUCUUUAAUAUUGAUUGGACCCUGGGCAAGAAUUUACUUGGGCUCCCUGGAUCCCGCCUUCCCACACCCUAGCAUGCAAUCACGCCCUCCACCACAACACACACACACACAUACCAAAAAAAAACACAACUCGUAGAAUUGUAAUUAAUUAAGAUACCUAAUAUAUAUGUAGAAUAAAUAUAUGUAUGUGUGUAUAUAUCUAUAUAAUUUUUUAAAAAUAUUUUUAUUUAUAUAUAGGUAUAUAUAUAGUGAUAUAUACAUAUAUAUUUAUGUAUAUAGAUAUAUAUUAUUUCGUUCUACGUGUAUUUUGAUAUAUAUAUAUAUAUAUAUAUAUAUUAAUUAAGUGUUCUUGCAUAGCAAGACCACUUAUUGUUAUCUCACAUAUAUAUUAUUAUUCUUAUUAUAGCCAAAUUUGCCACCCUAACUCCUCCCACAGUUUUUACACUACAUAGACCAAAAUUUACCAAAACGUGCAGAUUGCUCCCGAUCGGAUUGCUAUUACUUUGUGGAACGUUUCGCCGAAUGGUUCACGGAAUAUUGUCGUUCUUGUGGCCAAAUUUGUCCCAUAGGAAUGAAUGGCAAGCUAGAGUGGGAGCUGGCAAAUGCUGAAAAAUCAGGACAUGAUUUCUAAACUGCCACCACUCCCUUAUUUUCAGGCCCACCUACACAAAUCUUAUAUCAAAACGUUCAGCUAUCCCUGCUGCCACUAAACAUGUCAACGGCUAAGCCAUAGUCCUGAUAGUUUUCACAAUAUAAUCAUUUGUUUGCAACUAACGCCGUCCAUUGACAUUCAUUGAAACUUCACUCUACAAAGCUCAAAUUUGAAGUGCAAUUUCUAAACUGUGACUGUGCCUUCAUUUUUAAUACUUCAGAGACAUAUUAUGCAUCAAAAUGUAGGUCUGGGUCUUGUGAUUCUCACAAUAUAAAGCUCUUCGCUGUAGGAUUUAUAGUUUUUAAAAUACGACCGUUUGAAGAUGGCAACCGCCAAAUUACUCUGACCUGUGCCAGGAUGCAGCAGCAAGUGAUGUCAUAGACAGGGCCUUUUAUACACCUGCUAAUGUUUUUAUAAAUGUAUGGUUUAAUGUAACUGUGCAUCAACGUUUCAAUUAAAUGUGCUAUAUAAAUGAUAACAGUUACUCCGCCCACUCCAGUUGUAGACUACUGGUGGAGGCAAGAACACUUCACACAAUUUCCCAAGAAAUUGUAGCUUUUCUAGUUUCACAAUACAGUUAGAACGAAAUAACACAUCUAUAUAUUUUUUAAUAAUUUUUUUAAUUUUAUUUUUUAACGUAUUUAAAUUUUUAUUUUUUUAUAUUAUAUAUAAAUAUAUAUAUAACAAUAAUUAUAUAUAUAUUUAAUCAGUAUCAGUCUACGUGUAAUUUGAUAUAAAUAUAUAUAUAUAUAAUUAUAUAUAUAUUAAUAGUAAAAUACACCGAGACGGUGUACGUGUGUGUAUGUAUAUGUGUAUAUAUACUUAGAUCAUGGCAAUGCAGGAGGCAGCUACCCCCGGCCAUGUGAUUGUGGGGUCCUCGCAAGGACCCCACUCUCACAUGGCCGGGGGGGCUUCGAGGAGGACGGACGUGCCGCGGGGGGCUCCCUGGGAGUCCCCCCUACCGCGACCGCCAGCGACCGGGUAAGUACCGAAAGACCGGAGGGCGUACUAUUACACCCGGCGGCGUUUAGAGCUGUAUAGAAUAGGGCGUAAUAGUACGCCCUCCGGUCUUAAGGGGUUAAAAAGCCUGUAGAGACAUGUUAUAGACACCAGAACUACUACGUUUAGCUGUUGUGGUUCUGGUGACUAUAGUGUCCCUUGAAUAUAGAGGGGGAAAAAAGGAUCAGCACAAAAGUAUUAAAUAAAAUGGCUGUAUCAUUAUUAUAAAAAUUAAAAAAGCACAACUUAUGACACAAAUAUAUAGUAUUUAACAGAUUACUUUAUUUUUAACAAUAUGAUAGUACUGUACUACUAACCCCUCCAUCCACCCUUCCCCCUCCCCUCUAACCACCCUUACUCCCAUAAAACAAUAUAUAUUACUGUAACUAACUAAUGUAAAUACUUACAGUUCUGAAGACUCCAGCAGGCUCAGGAUCAGUUGGGCAGCUGGGCUCAAGGCUGGAGUGGGUGCCGACCUUCCGUUCCGGAUGGCGCCGCUCUGCAGUUCAGGAAGGAGGCGGAGUCACGGCAACGCUCACAUUAGCGUUGCCGUGACUCUGCCUCCGCGUGACGUCACCGUGUGCGGCAUACGCAAAUGGCAGGGGAGGUCGGGAGGCGGAGCACCAAGUAAGUCCUUCACUAUGCGGCAAUGCCGCUCGCAUAGUGAAGGCGAAGGAUAACUUCGGGACACAAAUUUGUGGGCAGUGGCCAGCGGGGCUCAAGAGGCAGCUGCCUUGGGCCCCCCAGGAGCAACUGGGCCGGGGGCAGCUGCCCCUUUUGCCCCGCGUUAAAGACGGCCCUGAUGCUGAUGAUAUUCCGUAUUGUUGGACCCUACAAUAACAAAAAACAGUACAUAGUGCAGACUGUAUAUGAUAAAUAAAGAUAAUAAAAAUAAAUGAAUCCACUCACGGAUUACAGAGCCGUGCCAGGCUCUGUGUAUAAUGCCCAAGGGUGCCUCUACAGGCUAAGUGCAAAAUCUUCACGAUGUCCUUCAGAGACAGGAGAAGCAGCAAUAAUAAUGAAGAGAUGAACAAAUUUAUUGUGGAUAAAAAUAUUUAAAACAACUAACAAGUUGUAUAAACUAGUACAAAAAUAAUAAUAAUAUCAAUGCAGACGCGUUUCAACUCAGUCCGAGUUUUCUUCAGUGCAUAAAGAGUUAAUCUGGCUGCUAUUCCUUUUAAAUCUGCCGCUUGUGUAACUGCCGAUCACAUGGGCGGAAGUUUGGCUUGCCGACGUCUGACGUCACUUCCGGUUUUCCGGCGCUCAUUUUUUCGUCUGUGCUCAUUACAGGUUAUUUGCCCAGUUGAAGCAAAAGCUUCCAUUGUAUGAAUGGGCAUCUCCAAGAGACUUGUAAACAGCACAUGUAUAUAAAUACAAACAUUAAAAGAUACAUUAAGAAUUACACAUUAGAAUACAAAGGUAAACAAUGUCCAUAGGAAUCUUUUAUAAGGAGGAGAAAGAAAUGUAGUAUGGUAUAGUGCAAAUAUAUCACAUCUAUAAUACAUAGCUAUAGCCCAUAUGAAAGGAUUGGUAGGUUCAAGAAAGGAAAUAAUACAAGUAUAAAAAAGACAACUAUAAAAGUGAAAAUAAGUAAGUAUUAAAAAAUAUAAGAAAAAUAUAUAUAAAAAAUAUAUAUAUAUAUGUAUAGUGAAAAAAGAGAAGAGCUAAUAAAUACAGCAAAAGGCUCAGAAAAUAAAUAUAAAAAUAAAAUAAAAUAAAAUAACAAGUGAGAAAAUAAUAAUUAAAAAUAAAUAAUAAAAAUGAAAAUAAGAAUAAAAAUAAAUAAAAAUGAAAAAAAUAAAUUAAAAAAAUAAAUUAAAAAUAAAAAAUAAAAAUAAAAUAAAUAAAUAAAUAAAAUUAAAAUAAUAAAAAAAAUAAUAAAAUAAAAUGAAUAAUAAUAAUACUAAUAAAAAUAAUAAUAAUGAAAAUAAUAAUAAAUAUUAAUGAAAUAAAAUAAAAUUAAAUUAAAAAAGAAAAUAAUAAUAGUAAUGAAAAAUAAAUAGAAUAAAAUAAAAUAAAAAUAUAAGAAAAAUGAUGGGUGUCUAACUAUAAAAAAUGAGCCAACUCAAAAUCUAAAUUAAGGCCUCUGGGAGAUAGGGUGUUAAGUUCAAAAAUCCACCUGCUCUCAAUUUUACAAAGUUCUUUAAAAUUGUCUUCACCUCUCCAAUCUUUUUUCUUAUGGGCUAUAGCAAUAAAACUAAUAAGGGAAGGGUCACUAUUGUGGUAUUGUGCAAAAUGUGCAGAGACACUGUGCUUGACAUAUCCUCUUUGUAUGUUGCCCAAGUGCUCCAUUAUCCGAGUUUUUAAAGGGGAUAUAUUACGUUACUAGAAUGGCAAGUGAGGAUAGAGUUGAUCUUAUAUUCUUUUUGCGAUAUAUUGGACGUAAAUUUAAUAUGCGUGUCUUUUUAAAAUUUAUUCCUAUAUAUACUUCUGUAUAUAUAAGUAUUGUAUUACCCACUUUUUGGAGCACAGAGAGUAGUGUGUGUAUUUUGGUAUUUGUGUUUUCAGUGCCAAUAUCUCUAAUUUCGAACUUUGUACUUAAAGUGUUGGGGAACACUUAUCAUUCCACCACUACCUCUGAGUUCACUCUAUUGUGUAAGCGCCAUUCACUUCUCUUUUUUUAUGAAAAUAUAUUAAUAAGAAUAUAAUUAUGAUAACAGUUAAUAUAAAUUAUUGUAUAACUUAUACUGGCACGGUAUAAUACACAGCAUAGUAAUUUAACAUUUUAAAGAAAUACUUACAUACCCUCGUUCAUUGCUUGGCAUACCAUAAGUAAUUUAUUACUAUUAACUAUUUCAUAAACUAUUAUCAGUUUAUUCUGUAUUCCUAUAAAGCACAUUUUCCCCAAACAGCACAUAUUGAUCAAGUUGUAUUCUAAUGAGGUGUUAUUUUCUUUUAUGGCCAUUAACAUAAUGGAAAUACACCAAUCAGUACUCUAUGAAUGUAUAACGUACAUUUCAGUAUUUGUGCAUAUCUCCUCCAAUGAUUUAUAUCAAUAAAUGUAACUAAACCUCCCUGUAUCAACUACCCAAGACUGCACUUGUUUUACACUUCAGACCCUUUCAUUUUCUCUACAGGGGACUUGGGUGUUUUGAACCUUUAUUGGAGUGAUACUGACAUGUUACUUAUCUCAUUAGCACUACCACAAAAUGCAGGGUGGGGUUCCCAAGGUGUAGUAGGUAGGUAACAGGUACAGACAUAUCAUUAAUAAGGAAAUCACACCUUACUGUUGAUGACAAUUCUGUGUCACUAACCUUACAAAAACACGUCAAACACAAUAUCUAGUGCACCAUAGUAGUUAUGGUGCCCUGGCACUCCCCCACCCCCAAUUGUAAGCAGCCAAAUAAUUUAAGAACACUUUUACAUAUUAACUAAUUUCUGUUACAAUUACUGGUUUCAUAACCUUAAUAAAAUAAUAAUAUUAAUAAUAACAUAAUGCAAUCCUCUCUUAUUUGUUGUGUACAUUUUACUUAUUACCCUAAGUGAUUCUGUGGCCACUUUCUGAGUGAUUCUAUGGAAAAGAUAUACUAUUAUUAUUAUUAUUAUUAUUUUUAAGUUGUAAACUGUCCCCCAAUGUCAGUCCCCAAAAACACUAACGAUAUUUACUUACUCAGGUUUAGGUUAAUGACUUAUCAUGAUAAUAUUCAGUUUCAUAGCAAUAUCUAUAAUGAAUAUAGUUACAAAAUGACACCAGUAUUAUUAAUAUUAUACCUAUUAAUAAUAAUUUACUUUUUAAAUAGUUUAGAUGGGUGCAAUAUAAUACCCACCCUAGAAUCUGUCUGUAUUUCCUCCAAUAACUGAAACAUAGAAUGUGAUGGCAGAUAAGAACCAUUCGGGCAAUACAGUUUACACAAUUUUUAAAAAACUUUCAUUACUGGUAGUCCCUGACCUUAUCUUAUAGCUAGGAUAGCCUUAUGCCUAUCCCACACAUACUUACACAUACUUAAACUCCCUCACUGUGUUAACCUCUACCACUUCAGUAGGAGGCUAUUCCAUGCAUCCACUACCCUCUCAGUAAAGUAAUACUUCCUGAUAUUAUUUUUAAACCUUUGUCCCUCUAAUUUAAGACUAUGUCCUCUUGUUGUGGUGGUUUUUCUUCUUUUAAAUAUAGUCUCCUCCUUUACUGGGUUGAUUCCCUUUAUGUAUUUAAAUGUUUCUAUCAUACCUCCACUUUCCCCCUCCCCUGCCCCCCCUCCCUGUCUCAUCUUUCCUCCAAGCUAUACAUGUUAAGAUCCUUUAACCUUUCCUGGUAAGUUUUAUCCUGCAAUCCAUUAACCAGUUUAGUAGCCCUUCUCUGAACUCUCUCUAAAGUAUCAAUAUCCUUUUGAAGAUAUGGUCUCCAGUACUGCGUACAAUACUCCAAGUGAGGUCUUACCAGUGUUCUGUACAAUGGCAUGAGCACUUCCCUCUUUCUACUGCUAAUACCUCUCCCUAUACAACCAAGCAUUCUGCUAGCAUUUCCUUUUGUAUUUGUGUGAUGUGACUCAGUCAUUGUUCUUAUUUUAAACCACACUGGUAAUCACUGGAUCCUAAACUUUCACCUACAGUAAUAUCUGAUACUAAAUCUCCAUUUGUUAACACUAAAUCUAGUAUGACCUUCUCAACAACUUGUUUUAGAGAUAAUCCCAGUUGGGCGUUUAGAAUAUGUGUGCUCCUGGCGCAAGCAGCUAUUUUGGAAAUCAGGAAGAUUAAGGUCACCCAUAAUGAUAACUUCAUUGCCCUCCAGAUCUAACUAUAAAUUAAACCUCCCACCCACUAACAGUCAGAUCUCCUUUCAUUUUCACUGCAGGGGGUUUGGUGUGUGUGUAAUUGAUUACUAAUGUGUUACUAAUCUCAUUAGCACUGCCAUAAAAUACAGGAGGGGUGUCUGAGUGCAUACAGGUAGUAACAGGUGUGUUUAAAUUAACCACGACAUCUUUAUAAUAUCAAUGAAAAUAAUUUAUUAAAAUAGCACUUUCCUCCUGGGUGCUCAAUGCAAUCAAUGAUAGCUCACUCUCAGGUUCAACUGAUCAAUACUUAUUGAUAAAUAUCACUUUUUUAGUUUUUAACACAAUUAAAUGCGUUUGAACUAAUCACAUGUGCAAUAAAUUCACAUCUAAACACCAAACACCAAAGACAUUCUCAAUCACAAUCAAUGUGUAAUGUAAUUAGAAUUUGAUUAGAUUUCUGCAUUUUUAGAAUUAGAUUGGAAUUCUGUAUCUUUUUUAUAUUGCUAUACUUACUGUAUCAAUCUAUUCACCUAUUCUAAGCAAUGUGUUGCUAUUGUACUCUUUUUAAAAAGAAAAUUGUAAUCAGUGUUUCGAUGCGAAAACAUCCCUAAACAAACAAAAAAAAAAUUUCAAUUUUUUUCCAUUCUUGACUAACAUUUACACAGUUUAAAAAUGCAUUUUCUCCAAACGGAUUCCUCGCGCCAAAACGACCCCCGAUAAUUACACACUGGCAUAAAUACUACGUCAAACACACAGUAAUCACUCAUGCUGUUCGAACUCGUGUUAUCUUAUCUCCCGAAAUUUAUAUGAUACUUGUGAUGUACACAAACAACUACUAAAUUCCUACUACUACUUUUGAUUUGCUUAUCACAGCCCUACGUGGCUAUAACGUUGACUGUGAAUAUUAGGGACCUGUGCGUCCUAUCACUUUGUUUCAUACAACCGAUGCAGAAAAAUCAGAUAAAACUUUAUUUACAAAAAAUAUAAAUAAAUGCAUUUCUCUAUUUAAUUCUCACAAAUUACACAGAAGCUGCCACAGACACCAUGGUAAAUAUUUGUAAAUGGCUGUCAGAGCCUUAUGGGGGAUGUAGUUCAAAACAUACGGUGCACCAAAGGUUGCCUAUCUCUGUUUUAGCAAAGAACCUGGUUAAUGUUGUGAUAUAUUCUUAUUGGCAAUUAUAUAGUGCCAACUUAUGCCACAGCGCUUUACAAUAAAAGGGGGAAAUAGCAAUACAUGAGACAAUUACAAAAUGUUACAAGAAAAAUAGGUUGAUGAGAACCAUAUGAGAUAGUAGUUGAAGAAUGGGUCACUGAGGUCGUUUUAAUAUUAAAAAAAUGUUACCAUCAAUGUAGUAUGUGUCUGUAUCAAAAAACUUUUUUAUGAGAAUGCCUGUAAAGGUUAUUAUUUAGUAAAUCUAUGUAAAUACUCGUAUUGACUGUGUUGGAGUUUCAUUGAAAUUUCAUCUUUAAAAUAAUCUUUAAUAAAGUCCUAAGCUGACACAAAACUCCAGAACUGGUGGAGCGUCCAUCAUGAAAACGUGGCAAUUCAGAGAUGAGAUGAUUUUUAUAUAUCACUUUAUACAUCUUUACAUUUUUCUUGUUGAUUGUAUUGUAUUUAAUGUUUGUUUUUUUUAUGUUUUCAAACAAUGUUAAAAUCACAUCACUGGUUCAAGUCAAAUUAUAGAGCUUGAUGCAAAUGUUUAUAACGUUUAUGAACUCAUAACCUAAAUUUAGAUUGUUGGCACAUUGUAUAAAAUUUUUACCCUGUUAAGGGUUUGUACCAAAACUCACAAACUAUGCAGAGCAAAGACAUUUUGAGAACGCAAUUUUUUCAUGACAAAGGUAUUAAGGAUAAAUCGUUUUUCCGUGCAGUGGGAUAUCCAUCAAAAGUGUGUAGCCAUGAUUUGUUCUGCGCACUUUCCACAUAGCAAUCGCAUCAAACAAUGCAUAACAGCACUACAUUGGCACAGUGAGCAAAAUUCAUGCAUUUUUCAUGCAAAAGUCAUGGACAAACAAAAAGCACAAAUUCUGAUCUUUUACAACUGAUUUUAAAUGGUCCUGUCAUUGGUUUUAUUCUUUUUUUGUGAAUCACAAUGUUAUUAAUACAAUAUAUAUAUAUAUAAAAAAUAUUGUCACAGUUCUAACAAUAUAUAUUGCCAAAGGCAGACCAUGAUCAAAUACAGACCCCUGUAAUUAGUAUAACUGAUUAUUUGUCUGGGUGCAGGGUUUACCUGAAAAUUGCAAUUUGUUCUGGUUUUACGAAUUGAAUGAAUGGGUGUCACUAUGUAAUCGUUGCUAUUCCAAAAUACACUGUAGCAGUACUGAUAAUUAAAAAAAAAAAUAGUCUCCCUGUCACCUGGCGCUUUGUCACCUUCAUCCUGGAAGCUGAUUGGCUGGUACAUUUUCAGAAAGGAGUAUAUAAGGGCCAGUCUUUCCUGCAAAAUAUACAGCCUCACAGCCAAAGCAUAGAGGAAUUCUAAGGACACUUAACAUCAGAUAGACCAUCACUAUGGCCUUCAGAAUCUCCCUCAUUCUCAUGACCUACCUGUUACAAUGUUCCAACGGCGUUCCUCUUCAGGUAUUCACAUUUAAUUGUGAUUUUUCUGCAUGAUUUUUUUCCAUGUAUCAAUUUCUGAUUAAUAAUUUUGACUAUUGCAAAACACAGAUAGGGCAUGAAUAUUAAUUGUUAAUUUUUGCUGAUUUCCUAUAUUUUAAUACAAUAUGAUAACAAUAAAUAGAUGUGGCUAGACUGAUAUAUCUCAAUGUUUGUACAUAUUUGUGCAUGUAUAUGUGUGUGUGUGUGUGUGUGUGUGUCUUGCUCUCUCUUUCUAUCUCUCUAUAGUUCUUUGAUUUAUAUACUUACAAUCUGUUGUAAUUAUUUCUUAUGAAUCUGUUUAUUUUCAGAUUAAUUUUGGAGACCUCGUCAAAGAAGGUAUGUAUUUUAUAAAUUGUUAUUAUUUCUAUAUAUUCCUGUCUGAGAUAUUAUACAAUUAAUUGCUAGUCUGCACAUUAGCUCACAAUUAAGAUAUAACACGUUGUCUUUACAGUAUAAUAGCUAUGCUAAGUGUGCUGUAUAAAGACAUGGUGCGUUGUUUCCUUAGUUGUUGAAGUACAAAUGCCAUAAUGUUGCACUGAUGCAACAGUAAUACUAUCAAUGAUGGCCUAUAGCUUCAUUCAUUGCAAUGCUCAUUAAGGUUCGAGGCAUUAAAGUAGAGAACUCAAAUCCUAACCCUCCUUCCAUAGAGAAUGAGCACAACAGUUGUGUAAACCUAAUCUUUAUGGAGAUGCUGUGAAAAGUCCAUUAUGACCCAAUGUGCACACUGACACGUAACUCUACCAUCUUCCAAAUCACUAUAUCUUAUAAAGUUCUAUGGAAGUCUUGAACUAUUGAGUGAAGGAUAUCUGUAGGUUCUGCCGGUUAUUUAAGAAUGGUCCGGGGAUAGAAAUGUAAAACCAUCAUCAAUAAAACCAAUGGAAUGUUCCUUGUGGAUUGAUUUAAAGUAGCAAACAGAAUUACAUUCUUUAUACGCAGUCCAACUAGAUACAAACUCCUGGUGGGAAUUCCUGUUCAUCAUUUAGUCCAUUCACUUUGAACAGGUAAAAUAAAUCUUGCAGAUAAGGAGGUGAUUCUGCUUUUUGUAUGAAUUAUACUAUAUGAACUAUAUGUGUGUAUAUGCAAUUCUCUGAGUAGUACGUUUUUCUCCUGGUCGGUAAAUCCAGCCCUGUACAUCUUACGGUAACACGGAAACUUUAUAAAAAAAAAAACGAAAAUAAAACAUAUUUUAACUAAAACGGUAAUUGCACAGGAUUGCGGAGGGAAUUGUCAAAUUCGAAAAAUUGUUGAGUAGGAGACUUUCCUAUUUAAUUUCGGUUAUUUUAGUUUAAACAAUUCUGCUAUUAUUCCCAGUUUAACAUACCUCACUGUAAUCCUUACUGUGUGUAAAACCCUAUUUAAUACAUUAUUAUCUCUUCCAGCAGACAUUCCCAAAGAGGACCCAACACCAGAGCCUUCGGAUGUUUUUGGUGUCAUUGAAUCUUCCAACAAAGGUAUAAUGUUUAUUUAGAUUUUCCCUUUUUAUGUAAAAUAUACAUUGGUAAUACAAUUAAAACUGUUAAACACAGGAUGUUCUUUUCAUCAAGUCUGGCAGUUGCCACUAGAGGAACUUGCUGCAUUUACACGGAGUUUGUCUCUGUGAAACAUUAGAUGUCCGUUGUACGAGGACAUCCAGCGUGUUUAAUGCCCCAUAGAAAAGCAUUGAGUGAAUGUUUUCCUAUGGGGAAGACCUGCAUGGGCAUUAGGUUCCCCCUAUUGGCUGACGUCAACAGAAGAAGAGCCCACCCAAGCUCCCAAGGACAUUGGUGUUGGAAUAACGUAAGUGAUUAUAAGGCUAAUUAACCUUUUCCUGCAGUUUCUACAAAACUGUAAUAUUUGACAUUGCAGGGUUAGAACUACAGGGCCACUGCACCCAGACCAUGUUUAUUUCCAUAACAUUGAAAAAAUUUGUGAAAUAGACAGAGUAUGAUGCCUAGAUAAAUAGACCGACUAACUGAACACUUUGUUUGUAGUUUGAGAAAACUCAUUAAUCUAUUAUUGUAUCUCGGCACCCAGGAAGUAAAAGACCUACUAUUGAAGGCGACAUAGCUGUGAAAAUUGGCCGCAGCGCUAUAAAAUGCGACAAUGAUACGUGCCGGUGGAAUAAGGACAGAAACGGAGCAGUCAACGUCCCAUUCGUAAUCUCUGCUGACUUCAGUAAGUAAUAACUAUAUAAUAAGGAAAUACCUUUUAUUUACAUUUUUGUUUAUUUUUGUCUCAAUCCACAAGCAUAUAAUAUACAGAUGAUCGCAUGUGGCAAUAAAAUACUCAAAGGAAUACAUAACAUAACACACCAUAAAAGAGCAAUCAGCAAGUGGACUGAGGGUUUUGCAUUGUAAAAGUCAGGGCAUAAUAGAGUAGACAGCAGAUUAUGUGCACGUAAUAAUAAUGAUAGAAUCAAUAACAUUAGAAAAGGGGAAAAAACAAUGUCCUUGACUUCCUCCAUUUUUAAUUAUCUCAUUCCAAAAGCCAAAUUAGAGUAUUGUAGAGUAAUGUUCCAGUGACAGUUAGCAGUCUUACCUUCUGCUAAUUAUAGCGAAUCGAAAUUUGGAAAAAUGGAAAAAUAAAAGUAACAAUAUACGAUGAUAUGGGUAGAAAAUUGGAGUUAGAAAAUGAUUCCAGAUCAUGUAACAUUAUUAUUAUAAUAUUUUAACAUCUCCUGAUUCCCUCCUCAGGUGCCCAAGAGUUGGAUGUUAUUACUACCGCUAUGCAAGAUUUUGCCACACUGACCUGUGUGCGUUUUGUCCCCCGCUCCUCGGAAGCUGAUUACUUGAUGAUUAUUCCUGACUCGGGGUAUGUGGUCAUAUUAAUGCGUUAGGUUGCAAAAUAUAGGCCUAAAGAAUGGUUACACCUAGCUAUGUGUGCCAUGUUUGAAUGCAGGGGGUGUGGUUUCAGCUCAGGAGGCUGGUUUCAGCUGUGUGUUCUAUAAUGGAACGCAAGGGGAGUGUUUACAGCGAGCUGUGUGUUAUGUGAUGGAAUGCAGAGGGUGUGGUUUCAGCCAGCUGUGUGUUCUAUGAUGGAAUGCAGGGGGUGUGGUUUCAGCCAGCUGUGUGUUCUAUGAUGGAAUGCAGGGGGUGUGGUUUCAGCCAGCUGUGUGUUCUAUGAUGGAAUGCAGGGGGCGUGGUUUCAGCCAGCUAUGUGUUCUAUGAUGGAAUGCAGGGGGUGUGGUUUCAGCCAGCUGUGUGUUCUAUGAUGGAAUGCAGGGGGUGUGGUUUCAGCCAGCUGUGUGUUCUAUAAUGGAACGCAAGGGGAGUGUUUACAGCGAGCUGUGUGUUAUGUGAUGGAAUGCAGAGGGUGUGGUUUCAGCCAGCUGUGUGUUAUAUGAUGGAAAGCAGGGGGUGUGGUUUCAGCCAGCUGUGUGUUCUAUGAUGGAAUGCAGGGGGUGUGGUUUCAGCCAGCUGUGUGUUCUAUGAUGGAAUGCAGGGGGUGUGGUUUCAGCCAGCUGUGUGUUCUGUGAUGGCAUGCAGGGUGCGUGGUUUCAGCCAGCUGUGUGUUCUAUGAUGGAAUACAGGGGGCGUGGUUUCAGCCAGCUGUGUGUUCUGUGAUGGAAUGCAGGGGGUGUGGUUUCAGCCAGCUGUGUGUUCUGUGAUGGAAUGCAGGGGGUGUGGUUUCAGCCAGCUGUGUGUUCUAUGAUGGAAUGCAGGGGGUGUGGUUUCAGCCAGCUGUGUGUUCUAUGAUGGAAUGCAGGGGGUGUGGUUUCAGCCAGCUGUGUGUUCUGUGAUGGCAUGCAGGGGGCGUGGUUUCAGCCAGCUGUGUGUUCUGUGAUGGAAUGCAGGGGGCGUGGUUUCAGCCAGCUGUGUGUUCUGUGAUGGAAUGCAGGGGGUGUGGUUUCAGCCAGCUGUGUGUUCUGCUAUGAUGGAAUGCAGGGGGUGUGGUUUCAGCCAGCUGUGUGUUCUGUGAUGGCAUGCAGGGGUGUGUGGUUUCAGCCAGCUGUGUGUUCUGUGAUGGCAUGCAGGGGGCGUGGUUUCAGCCAGCUGUGUGUUCUGUGAUGGAAUGCAGGGCGUGGUUUCAGCCAGCUGUGUGUUCUGUGAUGGAAUGCAUGGGGGGGGCGUGGUUUCAGUUAGCUGUGUGUUCUGUGAUGCAAGCUGUGUGUUCUGUGAUGGAAUGCAGGGGGUGUGGUUUCAGCCAGCUGUGUGUUCUAUGAUGGAAUGCAGGGGGUGUGGUUUCAGCCAGCUGUGUGUUCUGUGAUGGAAUGCAGGGGGUGUGGUUUCAGCCAGCUGUGUGUUCUGUGAUGGAAUGCAGGGGGUGUGGUUUCAGCCAGCUGUGUGUUCUGUGAUGGAAUGCAGGGGGUGUGGUUUCAGCCAGCUGUGUGUUCUGUGAUGGCAUGCAGGGGGCGUGGUUUCAGCCAGCUGUGUGUUCUGUGAUGGAAUGCAGGGGGCGUGGUUUCAGCCAGCUGUGUGUUCUGUGAUGGAAUGCAGGGGGCGUGGUUUCAGUUAGCUGUGUGUUCUGUGAUGGAAUGCAGGGGGCGUGGUUUCAGUUAGCUGUGUGUUCUGUGAUGGAAUGCAGGGGGUGUGGUUUCAGCCAGCUGUGUGUUCUAUGAUGGAAUGCAGGGGGUGUGGUUUCAGCCAGCUGUGUGUUCUGUGAUGGAAUGCAGGGGGCGUGGUUUCAGUUAGCUGUGUGUUCUAUGGUUUCAGCCAGCUGUGUGUUCUAUGAUGGAAUGCAGGGGGUGUGGUUUCAGCCAGCUGUGUGUUCUAUGAUGGAAUGCAGAGGGAGUGGUUUAACAAAUGUCACUAAGAACAAAUGAUGCCAGUUAUGGACCAGUGAAAUAUUGUGCUUACAGUCCAUCUGUAUAAUCAAACCUCUUGUUUGCAGGUGUUGGUCCUAUGUUGGUAAAAUGGGCGGACCCCAGGAGGUAUCACUUUCAAAGGACAGCUGUGUAACCAAGGGGAUAGCCCAGCAUGAGCUGAACCAUGCCUUGGGAUUCUUCCACGAGCACAGCAGGAGCGACCGCGAUAACUACAUUGACAUAAAUACAAACAAUAUCAUUGUCGGUAAGCAGACCAAGGAGGAAAGAAAUCACAUUUAACCUUUAUUAAAGGGACACUGUAGUCACUAAAACAACUUUAGUUUAAUGAAGCAGUUUUGGUGUAUAGAACAUGCCUCUGUAGUCUGACUGCUCAAUUCCCUGCCAUUUAGGAGUUAAAUCCCUUUGUUUAUGCAGCCCUAGUCACACCUCCUUACAUGUGACUUGCACCGCCUUCCUAAACAUUUCCUGUAAAGAGUCAUCUAAUGUUUACACUUCCUUUAUUAUAAAUUCUGUUUAAUUUAGGAUUUCUUAUCUUCUGCUCUGUAUAUAGCUUGCUAGACCCUGCAGUAGCCUCCUGUGUGUAAUUCAAUUUCAAUUUACAGAUCAGAAGAUAUAAACAUCUAAAGUAAGUUACACUUAAUUAAUGUCUCCAUUAAUUUACCCCACAGAUUGCAUGGAAUUUAAAAUUUUCCAGCAGAAUCAGCAGGUGGAAUAAGUACUAGGCAGAUUAAUGAAAUGGGUUACAGACCUCAGAUCACCAGCUUUUUUUGGAUUACAACUCCUGUAAUUCUCUAUGGAAAAGAGUUACAUGAGUUAUAGUCUAUUAAUGGCAUUGAUAUCCCUAAUUUGUGCUUAUUUCUCCUUCUGCACAUAUUAGCAUUUCCCAAAUCAGGUCUGUGUUACAAUCCAGUGUUGGUAACUGAUUGAUAAUAUUGUUUUUAUUUUUCAACAGUAUUACACAGGAAUUAUGAAAGCAAUCACAAUCCAAAUUUCAAAAAAAAAUAUUUUUCAGAAAAUGUUAUUGUCUUAACAGUGGGAUUAAGCUUCCCUGUGAAUCCUGCAAUGUUGACUCUAGCAAAAAAAAAUGGAGCGUUUGAGUACGUCAGACGUUGAAGGUUAAUGACAGCUGUCCCUCGGGAGUUAAGGAUAGAAAAUUUCUAUACGUUUACUUGUGACAGGCGGCCAAUGAUACACUGCUAUCCCUUCCCUGCUGGUGCUCAUUAGCCAAGCAGAGGAGGACUGACAGUCUUAAACCAUUCAAACACCAUGCAGCCAAAAAUGAGCUGUGUCUGUGAGCAGUGAUGGUUAGCCUCAGUAUUGCAAACAUUUCUAAAGUACAUUUCUCAUGAUUCUCAAUAAGAGAGAUCAGUGCAUCAUGAAGUUAACUAGAUGUUAUUUUAAUUUUCUAGGACUGGCUGACAACUUUGACAAGUAUGAUACCAAUAAUCUGGGCCUAGAAUACGAUUAUUCUUCUGUUAUGCACUAUGGAAGGUAAGGCGAGUGGCUCAUUAUGUUGUUCUUAAUAUGUAAAUAUGUAGGGGAAGGAUGACGAUUGGUCAAACUCCGGUAACCCAGAGCAAUUACUUUACUGUCACAAGAUGGGUUAAUAAACAGUGAGUUAAAUUACAUUUUUGAAUUAUCAUUUUUAAUGUAUGUGUAAAAGCACCAAUAUUUAGUGAAUAAAGUUCUCAGUCUAACAUGAAAUUCUUUGGAACAGAAAAUGUAAAAAUUUUAAAGUUUAAUUCAGCGCUUAUGUUGGUACAAGUUGCCACAAAGAAAUUUCAAUUUCAAUUUGAAGGGAUCUCAAUUUGUAACGUUGUCCACAUCUGUAAAGUAGUCCUGGUUUGUAAAGUAGUCACGUUUUGGGGUCUUCUUUUAGGCUGAUAAUGGACAGAACGGAAAGAUGUUAAUGUUAAAACAAGCAAUCAUGUUUAAGACACAUUCCAUUUAACAUUGGAGAACUUCUAUUCUUUAUCUAGGUUUGCCUUCUCCAUAUCUCAGAAUUUAGCCACCAUUGUCCCGAAGCCAAACUCAAGUGUAGCCAUUGGUCAGCGAUACGGACUCAGUAACUUGGAUAUUUCCAAAAUAAACAAUCUGUUCAAGUGUGGUAAGUAAUGAUGCGAUCACUAGACAUCUGUCAAGUCCAAAACAAUUCAGUGACCUAAAGGAAAUGUCUGACCUUAAAGGGAAACUCCAGUGCCAGGAAAACAAUCCGUUUUCCUGGCACUGCAGGUCCCCUCUCCCUCCCACCCCCCAAUCCCCGGUUGCUGAAGGGGUGACUUACCUGAGGCAGCGAUGAUGUCCCACGUCGCUGCUUCUUCCUCCGCCACCGCUCCUCCCUGUGAUUGCGUCGGCCGGCAUGCGCAUUAGGUCUCCCCGGCCGGUGAGUGGGAUCAGUUUUGCCCAUCGGCCUACACAAUCACAGGGUGGAGCAGCUGCGGAGGAAGAAGCAGCGAUGUGGGACAUCGUCGCUGCCUCAGGUAAGUCACCCCUUCAGCAACCGGGGAUUGGGGGGUGAGAGGGAGAGGGGACCUGCAUCUUUCAAUGCUUUCCUAUGGGGAAAUGAGCGACGCUGGAGGUCCUCACACAGCGUGAGGACAUCCAGUGAUGCUCUAGCACAGGUUUGCUGUGCUAGAAACUAGGAAGUGCCCUCUAGUGGCUGUCUGGUAGACAGCCACUAGAGGUGGAGUUAACCCUGCAAUGUAAUUAUUGCAGUUUAUAAAAAACUGCAAUAAUUACAGUUGCAGGGUUAAGAGUAGUGGGAGUUGGCACCCAGACCACUCCAAUGGGCAGAAGUGGUCUGGGUACCUGGAGUGUCCCUUUAAGUACUGAGCAAUUACUUUCCAUUAUAACUGAUACCUUAUUAAUUGCCCUAAAAUGGACACUUUCGGAUCGGUUAAGUUCUGCUUGAUAGUUGCAAUGUUGCUAAAGCUUCAUGGCAUGCAUAAAAUAAAUCCAUAAACAGAUUAUAUGGAAUAUAUUUUUUCUCCCAGACAUACAAACCGCACCCAAUAGAACUAAGAACUCUCUUUUUCAUUAUUAUUUAUUUCCGUUUUAGAUGCCUGCAGCACCUUAUUGCCUGACUCUGCAGGAUCAUUUGUUUCUGCUAACUACCCCAACAACUACCACAAUAAUGCCAAAUGUUUCUGGCUUAUUCGAGUCCCUUCAGAUCAGGUAACUAAUAAAGAACAGAUCUUCGGAACAAUCAGAACACCUUGUCUAAUGGAUGGAGUAAAAUCCAAACGUAUCAUUCUAUUCAUUGCUAAGCUGUGUUCUCUCUCCCAGGUGUUCUUGCAGUUUAGUGCCUUCAAUGUGCAGGGAUCCCCUAGCUGCUCCUCUGAUUACUUAAAGGUCUACGAUGGAGCCAAUACAUCGUCACCGGUACUACUGGACAGAGCAUGCGGCACAGGACAGGUCCCCUCUUUGGUAUCUUCGGGGAAUAUGAUGCUUCUUGAAUUUGCCAGCGAUUCCAGCUUAACAGCUACAGGUUUCAAGGGCUCAUAUAACACUGGUAAGAAUACAGUACUGUUUGUUUGUGUUUUAAACAUGCUAUUCAUUAAAAUUGUAAUUUUGGAGGGUUGGCAAGGCAUUGGAAAUGUAGCUCAAAACUGCAAGCUAAAGAAAAUUGUCAAAACGGCGAUAUUGUUUUCAAUUUUGCUUUUUUGAGUAAUAUAUUUUCAAUGUACUCAUCAUUUGACCCUUAAUCCUAGCUCAGUAAAUAACCCCUAAAAUGUCACAUUAUUAAUAUUUUUAAAAUUUAAUUUUCUGAAUGCAGAAGAGAACACUGUAGCGUUAAAAUGCAGGUUUUUAUUCCUAACCCUAUAGGUUUCAUUUAAGAAGACCAAGUGAAAAGAAUUGUGGCACAAAUCUUACACAACUGCUGGAUAAGCAUUCGUUGAGUUGAGCUAUUUCAAUUGCUUUUGUGUGAUUUGUUCAUUGCAAACAGCUGAAAGUCUGUACAUUUUGACAAUCAACUUGAUUUUCAAUGGGCGUUGAAUAAUUGUGAUUACAACUGUAUAUAAUAUUGUUAAAUAAUAUCUCAUUUUGGACUAUGUGUAUGUAUGCACCAAAAUCAAAAAGUAUCUUUACUUCUUCCCUAGUAAAAUGUGGAUCCACGCUUACCAGCUACUCUGGGGUCUUCUCCUCUCCAAAUUACCCAUCCAGUUACCCUGCUUUAGCACAAUGUACAUGGGUGAUCAUUGCUCCAGUGGGAUUUAAGGUAACUAAGAAGAUUCAUUCUCAGUAUGUAAUUUUUCAUUGCAAUCUCUGACUUUACAGCCCCCAUUUCUUGAUAGUAUUGUGUUGCCACAACCAGAUGCAUAUAGUUGUUCUUCAGACAGAUAAGCUCUGUUCGGUACAUUAGGCUAGAUAUUGUGUCUGGUCUUCAAGGAACCCCAAUGAUUCAGAAGAUCUACAAAGAAAGCUUAUAUCUACACAAGGGCCACUAAUUAUCCUUGAGGUUUGGUUUUGAGAACAACUGCUCUAAAUCAUAUCUGUUCCUUUUAAAAAUUUUAAAUAAUAUGUAAGUACGCGUGUCCUGAAGUUCCACCUUAUAUUCCUGCAAUGUAACUGGAUUUCUAAUCUCAUUCUCUAGGUUUCUUUGAAUAUGACAGAUUUUUAUUUGGAAAUUCAGCGUUCCUGCUCUAAUGACUAUUUGGUUUUCUAUGAUGGACCCACACCAACAUCUCCACAGAUUGGCAAAUACUGUAGUAUGGCUAAAGUUCUCACCAUAACAUCCACCAAAAAUUAUCUCGUCAUUCAGUUUGUCAGUGAUGAGUCUGUACAGACUAGAGGAUUCCUGGCCAAAUACGCAUUUGGUAAGUUGUGGUAGAACAAUAUCAGAAUCAAAAAUGUAUUUCUAGCCCUUGGUGUAGGAACAUGGAAAGGAAAGUAUGGGCUAUAUUUAUUUGACAUAUAAUUCAAUAUUAAUUUGUUAUAAAAGUGGUAAGAAAGAAGUAACGAGACUUUAUAUUUAAAGAGAUAUAUUUGAGAGUAAUGGAUAUAUAUUUGAAUGUUUUAAAACAACACUCGUUGAGUUGUAUUGCUUUAUAAACACGGCAGCAAGUGGUUCUGUAGCAAGAAUCUCCUGUAGUAUUGGAUGAACUAUUGGAUUAUUUUAGAAUGGCUUAAAGGGACACUCCACUGCCCAAAUACAAAAAUAAAAAUCAAUGUUUAGUAGCUGUACCCCAAAUGACAACAUAUCUAAAAACAGCUUGCAAAAGCAAUCUAAGGUCUUUGCAAACCCUCCCAUUCUAACCCCGCCCAGACUUCCUCCAUCUGUCCAAUCACAGACUUCCCAAAGCAACUCAGUGAGAAUUCUUUGCAUGGCAGGUGCUCUGGGCAAUUGCGGUCUCUUGAGUUUAGUUCCACUCAGUUAAACAACUAGGAAGUAACAGGACCAGUUACCUGAUUGACAGUCAGGAGGUAUAACAAGGUUAAUUUAUAAAUGUAACAAUUUGUUUUGAAACCUGCACUUUUCAUAAAAUGAAAAGAAUAAAAAAGACAGCAAGGUAAAGUGCUUCACAGGUCUGAAGUGUCCCUUAAAGAAACAUACACAGGAUUAUGGUACUCUCGUUAUAUCCAUAUGGUCCAUCUCUUUACAUUGCAAUUUAUGGUUUCUUCAUUUUAAUUUUUUUUUUUUUUACAGUGCCGCAGAAUUAA
This is a messenger RNA of Pelobates cultripes (western spadefoot toad), 36197 nucleotides long. The record is from the annotation of a GenBank genome assembly. Lineage: Eukaryota; Metazoa; Chordata; Amphibia; Anura; Pelobatidae.